UUUCUGGCAUCUUGGGAUUGAAACAACAAGUUGAAAUGUCUGAUCAUCUUUUAUAUUAUCGCUAAUCUCGCUCCCCUAAAAAGGGGUAAAACGUCUAGUUGCCUUCUCUUCAUCAACUCAGCAUGGCUGACCCUGCGACGAUCAUCUCGAUUAUCAAUGGCAGCCUCGGCCUUGCCGUCAAAGUCGGCACCGUCGCCAACGACCUUUACACUUUAUCCAAGCGCUUGAAGUAUGCUGAACUGACCCUCGAAUCUGUCGCUUCAGAGUGCGAGGUGAUUCAAACAGCAUGGGAAGGCAUCCAAACGUGGGCUAAGAAGCAGCCUGCUCGGCAGGACGAAGGACAACAAAAGCUGUUCGAUCGACUAAACAGGUCUUUACUGUUUGGUACGAUGGUAUUUAGCAAGCUGGAGGACGAUCUGAAGGAGUUUACAGCCGGGCAACAAAGUCCAAGCUUCUUUAGACGAGGCAAAGUGGUAUGGAAUGAAGCGUCUUUUGCACAACAUCAGGAUCGAAUACGGGGCCAAGUUGCUGCUAUGACGCUGUUGCUGCAGGUCAUAAAUCUACCCACUACUCGGGAACAGGAGGAAUUGCUCGUAAAGGAGACCGAGACUCUUAGAGAAACAGAUGAGAGCGCCUGGACGAUCAUUGAUUGUGGUAAUACAUCCUCUUUCAGAUAUUCUGAUAGCCAGAUUACUCGGAGAAGCAUCGACAGCGCCCCAGCAGUUUAUGUCAGAUUUGAUUUUGAGGCUGAACUAUUCUCGGGAAGGGUGUACGCCAGAAAUCUCGACAAAUUGAAACAAGACGACACCACGAACCAGGGUAAACAACCCAUACGCAAUGCUCGUGCAGAGUUGGUCGUUCAUAGAGAAUAUCAAGUGGACCACGAGGAUCAAGCCACAAUUUUUUCCGUGUCCCGGUUCGAAGAUCCCAAUUCUGGUAUCCUGUUAGAUAAAAUGAUUUCGCGACCUCAAACCUUCGUUAAUCAAAUGAUACAUUAUCCCAAGCAGAACAACCGUAGGGAGCCCCCAAGGACUUCGCUUCAUGCUAAACAGCUAGCAGAGAGCAGAGCAAAAAGGAACAGCAUAGACAUGAGCACAUCUAGGACCAACGUCGGAAAAUAUACAGGGGAGCCCUUGUCACCAUUUUCAAUGAGCUCUUUUGGGUCUUUUACUGAGGAUAAUGAGCUUCGGCUACUGCGAGAACGACAUUGGUGGCGUGAGCCGACACGGAACGAUGUGGGCCAGACGGAUAUGCAAAAAUCUACAGAAACUAUGGAUAUUGCGACGCGCUAUACCUCAGUCAAUAGCACAUUCGUUUGGAAGAACACCUUCGCAUUUACAAUUGUCCAUACAGAACUAGGAUCUAGUGCACAGUACAUAGCUCCAGUUCAAACGUUCAACUACGACUUAGAGACAUUGGGACAGUUUGCAUUCAGCUUCUUCGAAUCAAAAAACUUUUCAGGAAGCUUCUUCAAGUCAGGUGAAGAACAGUCGAAUUCGCUCAAUAUCACCGCUCAACUGGAAGGCGAAAUAGCGAAAGAAUUCCUAGAAGGAGCUCUCACAUAUCUCUUGGACAAAGCUGCAGAGUAUUUGAAGCUAGAUGGAGGGGUAGAAACGAGGAUCAGAAAAGACAAAGAAAAGGAUUACAUCAUAUCCAAGUACGACAAAAUGCUCCGGCGAGCGAAGUCUUGAAAAAAAUAUAUACACGCACACAACAAUAGCAAGUUACCAC
Mollisia scopiformis is the source of this 1731-nucleotide messenger RNA. RefSeq lists its product as uncharacterized. Bases 123 to 1691 code for a protein of 522 amino acids. The transcript is spliced from 3 exons. The record is from RefSeq and is a predicted model, not a curated record. Lineage: Eukaryota; Fungi; Ascomycota; Leotiomycetes; Helotiales; Mollisiaceae.